AUGUCAGGUAUAUCGAGAAAACGGGCAGAGAGAGGCGGGCAUCGAGCCUAUGUCACCAGGAGUUUGGCACGGGCCAAAACUCUAGUAGAAGAAGUCACAGGAGAAAGUGUGUUGGAGCUUAAUACGUUGAAGCUCAGCUUAUCAGAUAAGAGAGAAACAAUAAAGAAGCUAGAUGAGCAAAUUUUAGGACUCAUUGAAGAUGACGGAGACGUCGAAGCGGAAAUAGAGUCAGCGUCGAAAACGUCCGACGAGAUAUACGACGGGUUAGCGGCGAUUGAAAUGGCCAUAAAAAGGGUCGAAUUAUCGAAUCGGCAAGCCGGGUCGCAACAAGAAACAUCGAGGGCCAAGGCUAGCGCUCAAGCGCGGGUAAAGCUUCCUAAACUCGAAGUUCGGAAGUUCUCGGGAAAAGUACAAGAAUGGCCAGAGUUCUGGGACGCCUUCAGCAGCGCCAUUCACGAAAACGAAUCCUUGUCGGACGUAGACAAGUUCACUUAUCUGCGAGGGUUGCUCCAGGAGCCUGCAAAAUCGGCGAUUGCAGGGUUUGCGUUGACGUCCAUAAACUACGAAGCGGCCGUAAAACUUCUCGAGCGACGAUUCGGUAAUAAGACAAUCGUACAGCGGGCGUACAUCAACGAUUUGCUAAAUUUGAAGCCAGUGUUCAAUGGGAACGACACAGAACGUUUGCGCAAGUUUUUCGACGUAGUUGAAACCAAUUAUCGGGGGUUAGAGGCGCUCGGUGUCAAAGAGGAAGUCUACUCGGAGAUCGUAGUACCGUCGAUCCUAAAUAAGCUUCCAGAGGUCGUUCGACUGACAAUAACGAGGGGUGAGAAGUAUAUGGAAUGGACAAUGAACGACGUGGUCAAAGCAUUGUUGGCAGAGAUAGAAUUGCGUGAGUGCCAUGAUUUAACCAGCCAGACAACCAACCAAAAGGGAGAAUAUCAGGGGCGACGCCGUCUACCGGGAACAAUUAACACGUUGUUAACAAAGAAACAAGGACUUUUCUGUGCUUAUUGCACUGGAAAUCACAAGAGCGAGGAAUGUAGAAAGGUCACGGACAGAAAGGAGAAGUUAGAACUAUUACGUAAGUUUAAUAGAUGUUUUAAAUGUAUAAAUAAGGGUCAUGUAGCUAAAAAUUGUCGUGCACGUAAUAGUACUUGUCAUGUAUGUGGCGGCCCGCACCAUGUUUCGAUCUGUGAGAAAGAGUGUGAGGGAGGUAGUGGCAACCAGAGUAAGGAAGACGAGAAAAGCAGGGAAGAGCAUGCAGACCAGGCAGUGGCCAUAAAAGCCUUCAUGGCAAUGAAUGACGCAAAGUUGCGUGUGAUUAGAAAUGAAUGGCUUGCGAUUAAUACGUUUGGUACGGCGGCGGACAAAGGGAAGUCAAGGAAGGUUGUUGAUUUUGAAAUUGUGUCGAAACGUGGCGAUCGGAAGUUGCGGGUAGAGGCGUUGGUUGUGCCGGAGAUCUCGCGAAUUAGGAACGAGCAUCUUGAGGUUGUUAAGGGUCAGUAUCCACAUUUGCAAGGUUUGUGGUUGUCGGAUGUUUGUAAAACGGGUGAGAUGUUAGAGAUUGAUGUGUUGAUUGGGGCAGACAAUCUUUGGGCCUUUCAAAGUGGGAAAGUUUUGAAAGGUGGUGAUGAUGAGCCAGUUGCUGUUGAUACGAUGUUAGGUUGGGUGAUUAGUGGUCCACUGCUUGGGAGCUCAGAAAAUGAAAUAGCUAACGUUAAUCUUGUUUCACAGGGCGGAGAACAAAACGAGUUAAGUUCAAUAGGAGCGGAUAUAGAAAACUAUGGGAUUUAG
Molecule: messenger RNA, 1794 nt
Organism: Dendronephthya gigantea
Lineage: Eukaryota; Metazoa; Cnidaria; Anthozoa; Malacalcyonacea; Nephtheidae
Exons: 2
Coding region: 1-1794 (597 amino acids)
Molecular function (GO): nucleic acid binding; zinc ion binding
Source: RefSeq, a predicted model, not a curated record